Messenger RNA from Racocetra persica, 1074 nucleotides. NCBI's taxonomy places the organism in Eukaryota, Fungi, Glomeromycota, Glomeromycetes, Diversisporales, Gigasporaceae. The record is from the annotation of a GenBank genome assembly.
GACAAUAUCGGUCAUACCUUCAUUCAUGAUAAUAACGGUCAACCAGAACUUCUUAUUGCUCGAAACAAUCCUUACAUCAAUCUGUAUAACCGUCUUCAGCUACAAGAUUGGCAUGCAAAUGUUGACUUAAAGCUGCUUUUAAAUAUUCAUGCCAUUCUACAAUAUGUUGCUAAAUAUGCAAGUAAAUCGGAACCAUGGUCUGCAAUAUUUUCAGAAAUAUUAAAUCACAUUCUUCAUGAUAGUAAUCCGUUGGAUUCUUCACUUGGAAACAUGUCAUCUUCUUUUUGGUAUUCCACUUUAUCACUCCAGUGUUGCUUUGUUACAUUAAAUCUUAACAAGAAGGCACCAUGUUGGCUUUGUGGAACUAGAAAUGAAGGUUUUGUGGCAACAUGCCAAGAAGAAUUCUGUCAUACAAAGGUUUUACUUCAUGUUCGCUAUAGAAAUGAGCUUGUUGACAUGCUUGGUCCAUCUGUUGAUAAAGUAGAAGAUUUUGAUGAAGAUGUUGAAGAUUAUCAACUAGAAACCAAAGAAGAGGAAGUUCUGUCUGAUUGGAUGAUUUUAGCAGGAAUAGGCCUUAAUGCAAGUGUAUGUGAUGCUGAUCAAAAUCAUGACUGGUUCAGAGAUGUUAGGCAAUACUAUCAAAAUUUUAAUCUUGCUGAUGUAGACAUGUUUAUACAGCAAAUCUGUUGCAACGAAGCUAUUAAUGAUGAAAAACAUACUCAAUCUGCUGGUAUUGAAGACUAUCCUGAUUUAGUGGUUUUAUAUUGGUAUGAAGUUACUCAAAAAUUGUUAGUGUUUCGGAUAUUUGAAGAAUUUUGUACCUGCAUAGAAGCUAAAGAUAGGCAUUUGAAAGCUUUUUUUGAUGAACUUGUAUUAUCAGCAAAUUUGUCACAAAAAAAGCGUGAAUCGUAUCCUAAAAUUAUGUCCCAGUUGCUACUCGUUUGUGGAAUAGAAGAAUUUGAAACAGAAGAACUCGAAAAUGAAAUAGUCAAAGAUGAUGAACUUAUCAUCUCUCGUGGUAUUGGAAAAACAGAACUUGAUGAUUUAUUGCAAAAGCUUAAAGGGUUACAAUAA